GCAGAAGAGUCAUUCAUGUUGGAAGUCAGGGCAAAGCGUGACCAUUCAGAAGACGAGAAUGGCCACGACUUCGGCAACGAAGAGGCCGCUACGAAGAAUUACGGCUAUGGAGGUGCGUAUGCAGGCAACGGACAUCACCGCCACCACGGUGUGGGGUACAGUAUAGGCAGCGGCUUGGUAUCCAUUGCCCAAGGGGCAGCUGACCAGGCGAACACAGCGAUCCAAAACCAGCAUGUAGCAGGGGGGCAGGCUGCGUUCCAGGCGAAGAACAACCUUGCGCAGAAUGCAGCAGCCGCUGCUGCUACCGCGCAGGCCGCUCUUGCAGGGAAACAGGUGAUCGUGAGCAACCUGGAGCAACAGCACCGCGACACGCAGGGCCAGGUGGAAGCUGAAGCGCUGCAACUGACACAGGCCCAGCGCGCAGCCGUUGCAACGCAGCAAUCUGCACAACACGCCCAGGCUCAGGUUCGGUCGCUGACUGCCGCUUUGAACGCUGCACAGACGAACGCAGACCAGGCGGCGAGGGCUGCGCAAGAGGCGGCUUCCGAGGCGGCAUCACAGAGCAACAUGCUGGCGGCCGCAAAGCAGCGUCUGAACCUGAUAUCUGACCAGUUGGGAGAUGCGCGCGCAGAUCUGGAGGCAACACAAAAUGCCGCUCUACGCGCCGCUCAGGCUGCGCAAACUGCUCAGGCCAAUGCUGCCAAACACGCAGUGGGCCUGCACGGAGGAUUCGAGGAAGGUGGUUUCAGGGGAGGCUUCCACCAUUACUAAUUUAGUCAGUUACUUCCUUCCACAUUCCUUUCUUAACGUGUUUCUCCCUUCUCCUAUUCUUUUUCUUACUUCUUUAUUCCCUACUCAAUUCACUCCUUAAAUUUUCCUUCCUUUUAAUCAUCGUUACAUCAUUUUGCUUUCCCUUUUUUCUUUUUUCAGUCUUUCUCAGCCCUAGUUAUACAUAGGAUAUUACAGUUACCAUUGCAAGUCGUUCGUAUUGUAAACACUGCAGGAACAUCCGUAGAUUUUUAGAAAUUAUCUUCUGCUGGCAGAAUAUCCUAUUAUGUAUAUCUUACAUGGUAUCUUGGAUUGGUGUAUUUCAAUGAUGUAUGCUGCGCCAGAAGCAACCUACUUUUACGUGUAUUUUAUAAUUCGUUUGUUGCUAAUCUUGUUUUGUAUGCUUACGCCUCAAUCAUGUUCUUGUAUGUGUUCCUUUUAUAAUACAGAAAAACUUGUUAAAAGAUAAGUGUAUUUUCUUCGUCUUGCACUCUUAUAUUGUGUACAGACUAUAUCCCUAAACUCUGCGUAAAAGGCAAUAAUCUCCUCCGGAGUGGCUAUCAGGUGCCUUCAUGAAUAAUACAAAGGUCAAAUGUGUUGCCAACUUACAUUCAAAUCUUGGAACUAUGUUUUCAAUGCAUGUACAAAAAUUUUGUAACAAUACACGUUUUAACAUGUUCAUUGAUAAAGCUCCUUUCAAGUUAAAAUAAGACGUCAAACUGUAAUUUGAGAAUACCUAAUUUAUUUUAUUAUGCUGACUAAAUACUAUUAAAAUCCCCAAAUGUUGCAAUCACAAAUGAGCAUCUGAACCAGCUCAGUACUU
Messenger RNA from Cryptotermes secundus, 1591 nucleotides. Its product is annotated as general transcriptional corepressor CYC8. The record is from RefSeq and is a predicted model, not a curated record. The coding region runs from base 16 to 771 and encodes 251 amino acids. The transcript is spliced from 3 exons. NCBI's taxonomy places the organism in Eukaryota, Metazoa, Arthropoda, Insecta, Blattodea, Kalotermitidae.